CAUUGUUGCAUUGUUUCUUUACAUUAUGACGUAUUUUUAUACAAACGCGAAUGCGAAUUUUAUUUGCCGUGUUGUUAUAUAUUUGAAACAUCUUGGUUGCCGUCAAAUGAAAAGGCUAUUCUGAUGGGACAGUCGAAAUCAGCGCCGAUAAAAAUACUCGUUGUUGGACCAGUUGGUGCAGGAAAAACCUGCUUGGUCCAAUCAUUGCUUUUGGGAGUUGACUCAGUCAAUUAUUUAAAGCCAACAGAGAGUUAUGAGGUCGCGUACAUCAGAUCCCGUAAGACUGGUGUAUGGUACGAAGUCUAUGACAUUUGUGGAAAACCGGCCGGUCGUCCACACCGCAGAGCCUUCUAUGACGAAGCUCAAGGGGUCAUCCUCGUGGUCAACUGUUCUGACAAGGCUAACACGGCUGACAUAGAAGAGGCCAAGCAAGACCUGGACGAGUUGGUGGGAGCUUAUGACUUGGAUAGAAUUCCAUUCUUAGUAGUAGCAAACAGGGGUAGAUGUCACACAGACUUGAUUCCCAAUAUGUGUUGGACAUCUCCAUCAUGUUUUUUAUGAAGCGGAUCAAACUAACGGGACUUCUCUUUAACAAUCUUGUAAUCUGAUCAAUGGCCCAAACCAUUUUACGAAGUCGUUAUAGCCUAACGACAGACAUCACCGGGAACAGAUGCUCUAACUGUGGAUGAGCUCAGAACUACUCUCAAGCUGGAUACGAUGCUGGCCUACAGGAAGUGGUGGAUCUGUGAAAUGAGACCCAAAUUUCAGUGUGAUUUUGACAACAUUAUGGAAAAAAUUGAUCACUUUGUGGAAAAAACGAAGAAAAAACGAAGGCAGUAAAUUUAGAAAUAAAAACGAUAGUUUGUCGCUUUA
Messenger RNA from Gigantopelta aegis, 873 nucleotides. RefSeq names its product ADP-ribosylation factor 6-like. The record is from RefSeq and is a predicted model, not a curated record. Bases 124 to 561 code for a protein of 145 amino acids. The transcript has 4 exons. NCBI's taxonomy places the organism in Eukaryota, Metazoa, Mollusca, Gastropoda, Neomphalida, Peltospiridae. Gene Ontology annotation, molecular function: GTP binding; GTPase activity.